AGCAUCCGGCAUCCAACACAGGCUACAGCUCUUGCCUGUAACCUUUCUCCUUCUCCUCUUCUAAUCUACCUCCAGCCCAGCAAUGUUUUGCCAGCAACGCCAUGGCUCGUAAUAACCAUCAGGGCCAAGAUCCCCUCAGAGAUCCCUGGGCGGGGCCACACCCAGACCAUCAUCUCACGCACAAAGUCUCCGGCCUGUCUGACACUGGCGAUCGUGAUUUCGACCCAGUGCUGCGAGGGCGGGAAUCCAUGGUAUCGAUAGAUUCCGAAUAUGACCAGCGUAUGUCUGUGGUGUCUUCCCCAAACGCAUACGGUUCUCAGACCUACUCGCCAGCCUCCCCAUGGUCUGGCUCUUUUUCGUACUCCGGCGCCGGUGGGGGAUAUGCUCCCGUGCCUGGACAACCCAGCCAGCCUACGAGAACUUUGUCCAAGGGUCGUAAGCCGAGCUAUUCUGCAGUACACCAAACGGUACCCGAGAGCAUAAGGGAAGAAGAGCCAUAUGAUCUGCCACUGCUCGCGUCGGCAGCCGCCAUGGGCAUAUCCAAACCAGCGUCGCGAGGAAGAUAUGCCGCCAUAAACGAAGAGGAUGAUGAUCAUGACGCUGUGCCGGCAUUUGAUUUCACAGCAACUCUGGGGCCGCUGGGCGCACACGAUGAUGAGUUCAUCAAGAAGUUACAAGAGGAGGAGUCAAGGGGGCACUUAACUGGAGGUAUAGGUCAGGGAUUCCGAGCCGGCUCUCAGGUACGCAGCGGCGAGCUUUUGUCGUCGCCCGUUUCUGCUCAGCCCGGCUUUGCUCGAUCAUUCUCAAUCCGAAACGCAAGCAAACGCCUGAAUCGCUCCGAGACGCUGCGUCACAUGGGCCAAGACGAGGCCAACCGUCGCGGCGAGGUCAUCGAAGUCAUCAUGGAAGAGCCGGUGGGCGCCGACCUGAGCAACAUUGAAGGACCCAACAUUUCUUCUGGUGGGCUGCGACAAACGACAUACUCAUCAUACUCGUCGGCAUCCAGUAUCGCGGAGAAGGGGAAGGAGAAGACGACUCAGACUUUCUACCCAGAGUGCAACUGGAAGCCAUUCUCCAUGCGAUGGCCCUAUCUACUGUCGUUGAUUCUCCUCUCGGUAGCGUUGGCCGUUAUGCAGGAGGUCCUCUUCCAAAUGCACAAAAAGGACCCUCUCGUCAAGUUUACAUCUCCGGACCAAGUAGAGCAGGGCCUCUACUUUGUCAUCAAAUUCGCGCCCACGCUGCUGGCCGUCAUAUACGGCGUUCUAUGGCAGUUUACCGACUUUGAAGUCCGGCGUCUGGAGGCCUUCUAUCAGCUAUCCAAAGAAGGCGGCGCUGUGGCCUCCGAGUCGCUCAACAUCGACUACGUGACCAGCGUCAACCUCUACCGGCCAUUCAAAGCCCUAUGGAAGGGCCACUAUGCCGUCGCAGUGUCAGCCAUCGCCACCCUUCUCGCCGUGUCGCUGGUGCCGACGUUUGCCGCCGCUGCAGUUGUGCUCACGCCGAACCGAGAUGCGCGCAUGGCCGAUCCAAACGGAUACAAGGAUCUCAACUUCAAUUCGGUAUGGUCACGGCUCCUGACAUCGACGCUGGCAGUAAUUGCCGUGCUGGGCUGUAUCCUCUUUUAUCUCCUCCAGACACGCAAAUCCGGCCUCAUGUCCGACGUCCGGGGAAUCGCUGGUCUCGCAUCUAUGGCGGUGGUGAGCCACAUUCUCAUGGACUUCAAGGACAUGGAUACGGCUUCCCCCCGCGACAUCCAUAACAAGCUCAAGUACAACCGCUAUACCCUGUUGAACUCGUCUCUUGCGCCUAGCGAAUUUAAUUCGUCAUAUCUGAAUGCAGUGACUUCUAAUGAGAAGCACAAGUAUGACGACUUUGACCUGCCCACAAACCCCCACCCGAUUCUGCUUCGUGGAGCGGGCAUCAUUCCCAUGAUUAUUGGAAUUCUUCUAUUCACCGGGUUCAUUCCCGUGUUCUUGUUUACACCCGCUGAAGUUGUGACGAACAAGGCACCAUUUGUCGUCACCAUCAUGGCCGUCAUCGUCAAAAUGGCCUGGGGCGGCAUGGAGACGGGCGUUCGGAUGAUGGAGCCGUAUUACAUCCUCUCCAAGAGGCACGCGCCCGCCAAGACGCUGCUGCUGGAUUACACGGCGCUGCCCUUUGGCUACAUGCCGUUGCGGGCGCUCUUGAAUGGCCAUUUUCUCGUGUUCUUUGUCGGAUUCGGCAGCAUCAUGGCUGAGUUCCUGACUAUCCUCGUGGCGGGUCUGGCUACCGUUGACGGGCACGAUUUCCUCCUGACCUGGAAUACCACAGACAAGGCUUGGGAGGUCAAUUCUGGCACGGAGACAGUCAAGUCCUUUUACGUAUCCGUCGGGCUGUCGCUCUUUAUCCUGCUCUACAUGGUGGUAGUUGCGCUCGUCGUCUUCUUCCGUCGGCGACACGCCUUCCUGCCACGGCAGCCCAACACCAUUGCCUCGGUGCUGGCGUAUAUCCACCAGAGCAAGAUGCUCUACGAUUUUGUAGGCACAGAGAAGUUCACCGCAUCGCAGGUGCGGCAGAAGCUGGGCGAAUACAAAGUGUACGGCCUGGGAUGGUUUGUGGGACGGGAUGGGCAGAAGCACUGCGGCGUGGAUCAGGAGGAGCUGAUUAGCAAUUAUAAGCACGGCAUCAGUUUGAAGGAGGGGACUCAGCCGUGGAACAUGCAGUGGGAUGUUUUAUAAGCCUUUUGUUUCUCUGGCUUUUUUUUUGUUUCUUUGAUUUUUGCUCGCCUACUUAAUUGCUGCGCUUGAUAUCAUUGUGGGCUUUGGUUGCUUGAUUUGGUUUAUACCUGUAUAUAGAAUUUUGAUGCAUUUACGCGGGAUAGCGACAGGGCAUUUUACAUGCCAAACACGACCAAAUUGAUCUUUUGCAUUUUUAUUUCAAAAUGAUGGGCUUGUAAGGGAGGGAUCGUCUAUUGCAUUGAAUUAUAAGUUAUAUUGCGACUAUUCCACUCCACCAUGCA
Molecule: messenger RNA, 2998 nt
Organism: Trichoderma asperellum CBS 433.97
Lineage: Eukaryota; Fungi; Ascomycota; Sordariomycetes; Hypocreales; Hypocreaceae
Source: RefSeq, a predicted model, not a curated record